AUGGCUGGUUUCCAACUGAUUCUUGAUGAAGAUGUAAAAGACCUGAUGUUACAGUUUCAAAAUGAUAAACCAACGAGGGACGAGAUAGAGAAAAUCAUUGAAAAAUACUCAUCCCUCAAUCGCACUUUCUUGUCUGCAAAAUUCGACGUUGUUUUAAGUGUGCUGCAAGAAAUCCAAGCCAACACUCUUAAUCAAGAGAGCAGUAAUAGUGUUCACCCUUCGGGAUCAAGUGUUUCACCUACAGAGGCCACUUCAAAAUCCAAAGAUAUCCAAAGUUCGAAAAUGAAGGGCAAGGAUCCAGACUCGAAAAUCGAGCUUAGAGCUGAGACUGCUAAGUUAUCAAGAGGGACACUACACAAAGCUGCAAUCAACGGUCGAUGUGACGUCAUCAAAGUACUUCUUGAAAGUGGUGAAGAUGUCGACCAAACAGAUAAGUUUAAUUUGACGCCUCUUCACCUUGCUGCAUGGUAUGGACAGAGAGCUGUUGUAAAACUCUUGUUACACCACGGUGCAAAUGUCAAUGCUGUAGAUAGGUUUCAGAAAACAGCUCUACAAAAAGCUUAUCGCAACAAUCACCGAACCAUAGUUGAGCUGCUCCUGAGGAAUAAGGCGAGUCCCAGCUACAACCAACCGCCUAGCCUCAAGUCUCUCUCAGAAAAAGCUUUUCUGCACGUAGAUAUACGAUCCGGCUUCAAUCGACUACACGCGGCUGUAUUUCAUGGUGACUAUGACACCUUUUGGAAAACUCAUGCCUAUCUUGAUAAUUACGUUCAAGACAUGAGUUUUCAAAAAACAGGAAGCCAAGCAAAGGCUUUCCCUGGAAAAACUGCGUUAGAAAUUCUCUUGGCUCAGCAAGAAAAAGGAGAAGGAAAUUUUGGUAUAGAAAAAAUGUACAAAGAGAUCGUUGAGACAAUCGAUACAUUAACUGAUGAAUGUGAAAUACGAAGAGAAUGUAAAUGAUAGAUUAUUUCUUGUUCGUGGGAAAGACAGAGGAAAAGCAGCCUGGCUUUAUGUCCUAGUAAAGAGAACUGUUUUUCCCUUGUUCUUGAGGCGGACUCAAGGUGGUAGUCUUAACGUUGCUAACUUUGGCCAAGUCCUCAAAUCUGGUUGGGGAGAGGAUCCUCCCGGGAGCGUAAGAGUAGAAUUUGCCGAGAAAGCAAAGACCUUCCCUGACAUACACAGCUUGACAGUACUUCAUGUGGCGAGUAAGAGUAGUAGCCCCGAGAUUGUAGAACUGCUGGUGAAGUACAAUGCAGAUAUAAACGGAUGCGAUGGAGAUGGCUUUACACCUCUGCAUUUAGCAGCGAUACAUGGCAACUUCCGUGUUGUUAAAAAGCUGGUUGAGCUCAACGCUGAUGUCAACUUGAAAGUGGAUGGAAAGGAUGCAGCUGACUUGGCUCAUAUGAACGAAGAAACAGAAAUAGAAGAAUUUCUUAUAUCUAAGAGAAGCUUUCCCUGAAACGAGUCAGUUGCUUAAUCGGUGCAAAGUCAGUCGGUCAAAACGCGCUAAAAAAGGCAGAACAUGGCUCAAGGCUCAUCGAGGAAAGUUUUAGAUAACUUACCCCGCAUACUAUAAAUGUCGAUCUUUUAAGAAAUGCACCGUUUUUUGUGCUACAAAUAGUCAACACAAAUCAAGGGUAUUUUGCUAGACCCAACAAUGGGUUGCUUCUAAACGCAUGUUAUUUGAUGAUCACAAAACUGAGAUUUCAGUCGAUAUGACGCUAGUACUUCCAGUACUGCGUUAACCGACCUUUUAGUUUCCUUUUUUCAAUUUUAAACGGUGAAUGAUGAUAUAUGAUUUGCUUCAUGUUUUUGAAAAUUUUUCUCUUUAUACGCUCAGAAAUCAAUUUGAAGUAGCCUCUAAAUAGGCAUAGAAGCAAACAGAGAAAAAAAUAAAAGGAAAAAAGAGAAAAAAAGGCGUUGAACGUUAUAUUCGCUUUGUUUGGCUUUUCAACUUGUCUAUCAACUUAAUUGGUCUCAUAAGUUAUACGUAUACAGGAAUAAAAGAAUAAUAAUAAUAAUAAUAAAAAAGGACCAAGUGGGAUUGCGCGCACGGACACAAAAUCCCACGCGAGGCGUAACCCGAAAUCUAAAAUAUAUAUAUAUCCGAUAAAAAAACUAAAAUUUGAUUUAAAUAAUUCAACUAUGAUUAAAUUUAGAUAUUGUACAAUACAGGCGUUAAAUUUCAUAUUUGAUUCAUGGCUCCAGGUGUUCAAACCUGUCAGAUCCUGCUGGAGAAUAUCACAGUCCUUAGCUGUCAGAAUAGUACGAGAUAAGAGACUAAUUCAAGAUACGAGGUUGGGGAAGCAUCCAAAAAUGUAGACAUGCGUCUUUCUCAAACGAUCCUGACAG
Molecule: messenger RNA, 2352 nt
Organism: Stylophora pistillata
Lineage: Eukaryota; Metazoa; Cnidaria; Anthozoa; Scleractinia; Pocilloporidae
Molecular function (GO): protein binding
Source: RefSeq, a predicted model, not a curated record